Messenger RNA from Culicoides brevitarsis, 2313 nucleotides. It is a transcript of the gene bi, whose product is annotated as optomotor-blind protein. Gene Ontology annotation, molecular function: RNA polymerase II cis-regulatory region sequence-specific DNA binding; DNA-binding transcription factor activity, RNA polymerase II-specific. Gene Ontology annotation, biological process: regulation of transcription by RNA polymerase II; positive regulation of DNA-templated transcription; cell fate specification. NCBI's taxonomy places the organism in Eukaryota, Metazoa, Arthropoda, Insecta, Diptera, Ceratopogonidae. Gene Ontology annotation, cellular component: nucleus. The coding region runs from base 118 to 2166 and encodes 682 amino acids. The transcript has 8 exons. The record is from RefSeq and is a predicted model, not a curated record.
GUAAAAACUAUCACAAUAGAAAAAGAAAAUAAAUAAAGUAAGACAUAAAAAAAAAUAUUUAUUAGGCCAAAAAAGUGUAUUUACGAGUGUUAAAAAAGUGAUCCUUGGAAUGUUGUAAUGAGAUACGACAUUCAAGAAGCUCUCCAAUCUGAGGAAUUCAGUAGGUCGUCAAAGGGAAUGGCCUACCAUCCAUUCCUACAGUUGCCGAGACCCACUGACUUCAGCGUUUCAUCGUUGUUGACAGCGGGAACUCAAAGCCAAGGACAACUAUCACCAGGAGGAGCGUCUCAGCCAUAUUUUCCAGCAGCUGCCUUAGCUGCGUUGUCCAGUACAACCAGCGGCCAUCAUUCUCAUUUAUAUCCUGGUACAUUAUUACCAAAGCUACCUCCUCACCACCCGCACGCUCAUCACGCUCUGGGUACUCCAUACACCACAGCGGAAGACGUGGUUCUGGCUGCUGUAGCAGCGCACCAACAUCCAGCUAUGCGUCCCCUUAGAGGAUUUCAGCCAGAAGAUGAUGGAGUUGUUGACGACCCUAAAGUGACUUUGGAAGGAAAAGAGCUUUGGGAGAAGUUUCACAAACUAGGAACAGAAAUGGUUAUCACAAAAAGUGGAAGGCAAAUGUUCCCUCAAAUGAAAUUUCGGGUCUCAGGUCUAGACGCAAAAGCAAAAUAUAUUUUACUGUUGGAUAUUGUAGCAGCUGAUGAUUAUCGAUACAAAUUUCACAACAGUAGGUGGAUGGUAGCCGGAAAAGCUGAUCCAGAAAUGCCAAAAAGAAUGUACAUUCAUCCAGAUUCUCCCUCAACUGGUGAACAGUGGAUGCAAAAAGUUGUAUCUUUUCACAAGCUAAAGCUAACAAAUAACAUUAGUGAUAAACAUGGAUUUCAUCUAUCAUACAUAAAUGGAGGCAGCACAAAAACAUGCGGUGAAGUUAUAACUAUUUUAAACUCAAUGCAUAAAUACCAACCAAGAUUUCAUUUAGUUCGAGCUAAUGACAUCUUAAAACUUCCAUACUCAACGUUUCGAACUUACGUUUUUAAGGAAACUGAAUUUAUUGCUGUAACUGCAUAUCAAAAUGAAAAGAUUACUCAACUAAAAAUAGACAAUAAUCCAUUUGCAAAAGGAUUUAGAGACACUGGAGCUGGAAAGCGUGAAAAAAAUUACAGACAGACACUUUUAUCUCAACGCUCUGGCGAUGGCGAUAAGCUUAAUCCUAGCCAUGUAACGUCAUCUAGAGGGCCGCUUAGUUUAGACCUCAGAGGCUCUACAAAUUUAGAAGAUGACGAUAAACUUCUUGAUGUUGUGGGCCCUCCACAAAGUCCACUAUUGUCUCUGGGACAAUCACUUCAUCAUCUUCAUCCUCAAACUAAUUCAGCUGCUUGGUUCAAUUUCGCUACGGAUGUUCACAACCAAGAAGAUCUUUUGCGAAAACGAUUGCAAUCAGACGAAAACGAACGUGAUGGAAGUGAUUCAAAUUGUUCAGAUAGUAUUGCUGGCAGUACAGGAGCAUUUAGACCCACACCGGGUAGUCCUAAAGAGAGUUCAAAUUCGAUUAAUAGUUCUUAUCCGUCUCCAAACAUAUCUGUUGGACCUCCGAUUCAUCCUUCACCUCAUUUAUUACCAUAUUUAUACCCACACGGACUAUAUCCACCACCUCCAUUAUCACUUUUGCAUAACCCUACCAGUAGUUCAAUGAAUGCUGGAUUAAAUCCUGGAUUGCUUUUCAAUGCUCAAUUAGCUUUAGCAGCACAACAUCCUGCACUUUUUGGUCAUUAUUCAGGUCAUUCCCCAACAUCGUCUUCGCCUUUACAGGGAAUUAAGAAUAAUCGUUUCUCUCCGUACACUGUACCAGGCAGUUCUGGCUCAGCUUUUGAGCAAGUAACACCAACUGCAGGACAACGUAGCUUAAGUAGUAGUCCACCUCCCAGAAUAGCUUCAGAAUCUCCAUUACUGAGACCUCAAUCAGUAUCGCCAUCGCUUACGAAAAUCAACCAAAAUGAUACCUCGGACUAUGAGCAAAACAAUAAAAGCGAAAAUGAAAACAAUUCUAAAAGCUCACCAUCGGAAUUGAAAAAUAUAGAAAACAUGGUAAAUGGAUUGGAUAAUAAAGAUAUUGAAAGAAAUUCAGACGAACGUAAUAAAAGUCACUCAUCUAUAGGUGAUUGACAACGACUAAAUUAAUCAAUUUUAUUAUUAAAUCACUCAAAAUUUCAUUUCAAAAUGUCUUGUAAGUGCGUUAAGAAAAUACAAAGAUUAUCUGGUAUCCUACGUUAAUAUAUCUCUUUAUUUUCAAUUAUUAUUAAAAUACAACAA